AUGGAGCCCGAGCUGGAGCCCAUGAUGGCUCCCAUGGCGGUGGGCAGCGAGCUGGAGGAGGCGGAGGAGGGGAUGCCCGCCAAGGCCAUGGCCUCCCCGUCGGAGGCCACUGUCCGAUCACUGAAGCGGGAGAAGGCGUGGGCCCUUCGUUCCGUGCUCAAAGUUUUCGUGGUGAGGACGGAGCCGAACUACGCCCAGCCGUGGCAGAUGCGGCCGCAGAGGAGCUCCACGGGGUCGGCGUUCGUCGUCGACACCGAGAGUCGCCACAUCGUGACCAACGCCCACGUGGUAUCCAACGCCACCUCUGUUCAUGUGCGCAGACCUGGCAAUCCCAAGAAAUGGAAGGCCACUAUGCUGUGUGAGGCCAAGAGCUCAGACUUAGCACUCUUGACAGUUGAGGACUCCCUCUUCUGGGAGGAUGACCUGAGACCACUCGAAUUUGUGGAUGUGCCUGACCUUCAGCAUCCUAUAUUUGUAGUAGGUUAUCCGAUGGGUGGUGACUCCCUGAGCAUCACAAAAGGCAUUGUCUCAAGAAUCACGAUGACAAGGUAUGCUGUGGCCUCCAACAAGCUGCUGGGCAUUCAGAUCGAUGCUGCCAUCAACCCAGGCAACUCAGGAGGCCCCGCCUUUGCCAACCUGGAGCAAGGGAAAGUUGCAGGUGUGGCGUUUUCCAAGAUCACUCAUGCAGACAACGUGGGCUACAUCAUCCCUUGGAUGAUUGUUGAGCACUUCCUGGCAGAGUACAAGGAGCACAACACUUUUCGGGGUAGCUGCUCAGGGGGGUUCAGGUUUCAAGAUAUGGAAAACAGCCACCUGAGAGCCUAUCUCCAGGUCCCAGAGAAUCGUUCUGGAUGUGUGGUGUACAAAAUCGACCCUCUGUCCAAUGCCAGUACUGCCCUGGAGGAGAUGGAUGUUGUAAUGGAGGUGGACAAUGUGCCAAUCGCUGAUGAUGGUACAAUCCAAUUCAGAGACGAUGAACGUGUUGAGUUCUCCCACGUUGUGAGGAGCAAACACAUAGGCGAUACUUUGCAGCUGAAGAUACUGAGGAGUGGACAGGAAAUGGAGGCCAGCUACCAACUGUGCCAACUAAGGCCUCUUGUGCCUGUAAUGCAUGGCUUGGACUGCACACCUUCAUACUUCAUUGUUGGUGGGCUCGUUUUUGUCCCUCUCAGCAUACCAUUCUUGGAGCAUGCCUAUGGGUCCAGGAAGUGGCGGCAGCUUAGCCCCAUUCCACUCCUGGGCAUGAUCACGGAAUACAGGUCAUUUGCCGAGGAACAGGUUGUGGUCUUGGUGCAAGUCCUGGCAUCGGAGCUCAACUUUGGUUACAAUUUUUCCACCAUGCACUGCCACAGUUUCAAUGGGACACAGCUGCGAAACCUGCAGCAUUUGGCAGAGCUGGUGGACACCUGCACUGACAGGUAUCUGACAUUUUCCCUUGAAAGUGGGAAAUCGAUCAUCAUGGAUAGAGAACAGGUCAUCCGAGAUGGUCCCAAGAUACUGGAGGACCAUGCAAUCACAUACGAUCGCUCGAAUGAUAUUGCAGACCUCAGACCAUCAGCAGUAGUGGGUGCUGCCACAGGCACCUCCAGUGGUGCUGCUGGCCGGGACCUGGAGCCUCGUCCUGACGCAGAUGGGAAGAAAAGCAGUGGGACCAGGGACGGGAGUCAAAACAACGGGGCGCCAGUCGACCCGCCUUCAUCAGGCGGAAGGUGA
Messenger RNA from Ostreobium quekettii, 1713 nucleotides. NCBI's taxonomy places the organism in Eukaryota, Viridiplantae, Chlorophyta, Ulvophyceae, Bryopsidales, Ostreobiaceae. The record is from the annotation of a GenBank genome assembly.